Nematolebias whitei (Rio pearlfish) is the source of this 1650-nucleotide messenger RNA. RefSeq names its product protocadherin alpha-7-like. Lineage: Eukaryota; Metazoa; Chordata; Actinopteri; Cyprinodontiformes; Rivulidae. Gene Ontology annotation, molecular function: calcium ion binding. The record is from RefSeq and is a predicted model, not a curated record. Gene Ontology annotation, biological process: homophilic cell-cell adhesion. Gene Ontology annotation, cellular component: plasma membrane. The coding region runs from base 1 to 1650 and encodes 549 amino acids. The transcript has 2 exons.
AUGACGUCUCGGUGGCGCACGCUGCUUUUCUUUCUGCUUUUGAGCCGCACGGAGCUGAUUUUAGCGCAAAUAAAAUACUCCACACCAGAGGAGGUGAAAGUGGGAGCCGUGAUCGGAAACGUUGCCAAGGAUUUAGGUCUGGACGUGAGUACGCUGACGACCAGGCGGUUCCGCAUUGUGUCUGGUGCUGACGGCGCGCUGUUCGAGGUGAACCCGAACAAUGGGGUUCUGUUUGUCCACAGGAGGAUUGACCGCGAACAGCUGUGCGACAGAAACGCUGCGUGUUUGACAGAUCUCAAAAUCGUCGCGGAAGAUCCACUUGAGGUUCAUUACGUCACUGUAGAAAUUAAAGAUGCGAACGACCACGCGCCCAGUUUUGCAGAUAAAGAAAAGGUGGUGGAAAUAGUGGAGCUGACCUCUCCUGGAGCCAGAUUUCAGCUUCCGGGCGCACGCGAUCCAGAUGCUGGAAUCAAUUCUGUGCAGCGCUACAAACUGAGUCAAAAUGAGCAUUUUAAUUUGGAAAUCCGAGACAGAGAUGAGGAUAAAAUCCCUUUUUUAGUGCUGCAGAAGCAGCUGGAUAGAGAGCAGAAAACCCACCACAGCUUGAUGUUAACAGCAAUUGAUGGAGGAGCACCACCUCGGUCAGCCAACCUCAGCAUUACAGUAAGAGUUCUAGAUAUCAACGACAACAGACCCGUUUUUUCCAAAGAGGUUUAUUCUGUCACACUGAGAGAAAAUACACCAAUAAAUACGAUUAUUAUAAAAGUUCAAACAACUGAUCUGGACGAGGGCCCUAAUGGGGAGGUGGAAUAUGCAUUUGGAGGUGAUGUUACUACAGAUGCUUUAAAAUUAUUUAGUAUAGAUAGACUGAAGGGAGACAUUCGAGUUAUUGGUUUAGUUGAUUAUGAGGUUGCUAAUGUUUACAAACUAGACGUCCAAGCUUCUGAUAAAGGCAUACCGCCGAUGACCACUGACUGCAGGGUCAUAAUAAAAAUUGAAGAUGUUAAUGACAAUGAGCCAGAAAUUGAUAUAACAUCGUUAUCCGGUAAGGUUUCAGAGGAUGCAAAACCAGGGACAGUUGUUGCUCUGAUCAGUGUUUCAGACAGAGAUUCUGGUUUAAAUGGUAAAGUCGUAUGUAGCCUAAGUAAAAAUGUUCCGUUUGAAUUGAAACCAUCUUUUAAGGAGAACAUUUAUUCAUUAGUAACAAAAGAAACAUUGGACAGAGAAGCUGUGUCACAUUAUGAUGUUUUAUUAAAAGCUACUGACUGUGGUGAGCCGCCUCUGUCCAAAUUAAAAACUUUAAGCAUUCAGGUGUCAGAUGUAAAUGACAACACACCUGAAUUCUUACAUAGUCCUUUGCAGUUAUAUUUAUUAGAAAACAAUGCUCCUGGUGGGUCCAUAUUUUUUGUGAGCGCGUCUGAUAAAGACUUGAACGAAAAUGCUGUUGUUUCCUACAGUUUACUGAGAGAUGAGGGUGGUCAGAAAGACAUGACUUCAUUUCUGAAUAUAAACAAUGAGAAUGGACAGAUAACUGCGCUGAAAAGUUUUGACUUUGAGAGAAUCAAAACUUUCCAGUUCCAAGUUGUGGCCACAGAUUCUGGAGCUCCAUCUUUAUCAACAAAUGUUUUGCUGUUGGAAGAUAAGACAUGA